GAGGUCCCGGUCUGGGGGCAUGGUUUAUGUUACUGCAACGCCCACGCUCCUCCUGUAAACAUUCGUCUCUCUUGAGCUCUUGCCCAGAUGUUUGGCGCUCAGGCCUAGUAGGACCGGGACGCAUCACGCGCUUCUACGUAGCUGUACGUAGAAUAAACCCCUAUAACCAGCGCUCUUGCUCGUCAUUGCUACGGUCGUGCAGGCAGCAUCGGCAAUGUAGCAGGUAGGAAACGUACCGCAACGGCUGCGCCACAAGGAUCUACUUUUUUCUAACCACAGUGACUUUCGACAAAGCCAUGAAAACAGUGACUUCACCCCUGAUGUUUCUGCUUGCGGCAACGACAUGCGCAGCAGUCGCUCCUGACAACUCGUGUGAUGAUCGUCAACGCCGCCACACGCUCUUCGACGUCGGGCUGACCAGGGUGUUCGGCAUGUCGUCGUUCAGAGCUCUCCGACUGGAAGAGGUCCGCCAAACGUUCACAAAAUUCUUCACGUUCAGAGUUUGGCUGUGGGAUGGCAAACUUCAGGGCCUGCAGAACAUUCGACGACUUGAGCGCAACUUCAUGAAUGUUACCGACAGUGGAGUGGUUGCCCACUUCGAGAUCCAUGGCGGGCCUCUUGUCGUCACCUACACAGGCACCCUCCGCUCUGUUCUGAUGGACGCCCGGGUAAAUGUAGACAUCUACGUGCCGCAGAUCUACAUGAGCCUCUACGUGGAGGAGCCAUCGCCAAACGAUCUCAGAGUGACCUAUUUUCGCUUCUGGGCCGCCCCGGUAAACUUUACUGCUCACAAGAUUCGUGGAAGCACCAUCGUUUUUGACUUGUUCAUGUCCGUUGCCAGAAGCUCCAUCGAGAAGGCGAUUGACAAGGAAAUUAGUGCCAUGAUGCGGCAGAUCGUACAAAAGUUCGUUAGCAAGGUUAAACUAUUUGCCCUGGACGGAACCACACUUGGAGGUCUACCGAAACAACAACCAGUUCCCGCCUACACUUCUGCCAUCAGUUUUCCGAAACCUGGAGCGAGUGCUUCUUCUUCAGACAUUCCCUUGGGCCAAUGGCAGGACACCAGCAAAUGGGGAAUCUUCGACCACAUAGUCAAGCGAAUCGUGCUGAACUCUCGACUAGAUCCGAUUGUGUUCAAUGAUGUUGAUGACGUCGCAUUGCAAGGUUGGAACUUCCUGAUAUCCAACGUUACUGUCGAGGGUCUCCGCCACAUACGCCGAGGUAGUGACAACUACGCUGCAGUCAAGCCCUGUGGCAUCGACGCUCGUGUGGCACUUUCAUUUGAGAAUGUUCGUGUGCAUAUUUUUGCCAGCACUCAGCGUCCUCAGGUUCCAUUAAGAGUGGACGCAACAAUCCAAGCAGUUGAAGUGAUACUCCAAGUGAAAGAGAAUAACUCGACAAUUGAAGUUGAAGAUUACCAGCUGGGCUUUCCUGUUCCACUGGAGUAUGAAGUGCACGUUCAAGGAUCCAUCUUAGGACGGCUGUUUCGGCUCUUCAAUGGACAUAUGAGAAGAUUGUUAACCGCAGACGAGGCGAAAUGUUUGGAAACGGUAUCGAAGAAAUACAUCAACAAAGCUAUAGUUGAAGUUACAGAAUUCAUCAAAGAUCCGGCACCUUGGAUGCCCUGGAACAAUUCCAUUAUAGAAGCAUAUAGUAGAUAUAGAGAUCAGCAAAAGUCUUAGAGCACACGUUGGUACACAACCUGGUCGCCACGUGCAUUCCGUCUAUGCAGGCAGAAUAAAGAUACGCAAUGAAAAUGUUUUUUUCCCAGUUAGUAAGCGUUGAUGAGUGUAAUACGCCUGUAGUCUUUGCUCGAUACAGUCACAAAUGAAGCCGUGUAAAUUAUUUUCCAGCAUUCUGAAGUAUUACAAUCUACGAAACCGUAAAAUCAUAUCACAGAUGAAGGGUCGUUCUGAAAGGAGCUUGUUUUGAAACAUGGCUGCGGCUUGAACCACUUGAAGCGUGAAUACAAGUAGUACAACGAGAAGCUCAAUGAGCACUGCCAUAACUAGCACGGACGAGCUCCAAUAAUCAGAAAGACCAAUUCAAAAUAGAAAACGUUUGCACAAUAUAAAGCUUACCAGUACUCUUCCUGCUUACUAUUUAAAUAAAAUUCCUCUAGAACCCAUUAACUCGUAAAAUACUUAGGAGU
Messenger RNA from Dermacentor andersoni, 2152 nucleotides. RefSeq lists its product as uncharacterized. The record is from RefSeq and is a predicted model, not a curated record. NCBI's taxonomy places the organism in Eukaryota, Metazoa, Arthropoda, Arachnida, Ixodida, Ixodidae.